CCGGACUCGAGGCAGGGCUUGAAUCGCAUCUUUUCGUAGUCGACGACUGUUCAGAUGGGAACGGAUGGCCUCUAAUUGGCAAUCACUGUAAGACUAAUGAGUGCUUUCUUUAACUCAUAGCUCCACACAGUCCGCAACGAAAGAAACUUUCACUUCGUAUGAAAAGUCUAUCGCUGGACAGUCCAGAGUCGACAGAGCAUGCCCUCCAUCGCAAACAUCAGGUCACCCAUCAUAUGCCUCAAUACAAUCAAUCCCCUCAAAGUCCGGUUCACUCGCGAAGAUUCCUAUUCGGCAAACAAAACCGGAUGUGUUCUGUAGAUCUUCCCGACACUAAUGAAAAGUCGAGUGCAUCUCCGUCUCCGUGUCCAUCACCGAAACCACAAAGACUUUUACCAACAAAUAUAUUCGUAGUUCUCUAUAACUUCCGGAGUAGACAUCACGAUGAACUUGAUCUCAAAGCGGGAUAUUCAGUGACAGUAGUGGAUACAUCGGACCCAGACUGGUGGCAGGGAAAGUGCCUGGGCAAAAAGGGCUACUUUCCAUCAAAUUAUGUGACAAAAUUGUUUCCGGGAGAGAAGCCAUUGCAGAUUGUCAUUCAAGUGGUCGAAGAAGUGGACGGUAUUAUAAUGAUUAGAACCGGCAUUAAUGACAAAAUAGUACCCUGCCCUAUUAAGUAUCUUCAAGAAAUAUAAUACUAUUUGAUCCAUACUUUGUUAUACUUAUGAUCGCCUGAAUCGCCUUUUUAUAUAUAAAAAGCCUUACAUUUUGAGCU
This is a messenger RNA of Oppiella nova, 772 nucleotides long. NCBI's taxonomy places the organism in Eukaryota, Metazoa, Arthropoda, Arachnida, Sarcoptiformes, Oppiidae. The record is from the annotation of a GenBank genome assembly.